Molecule: messenger RNA, 1104 nt
Organism: Mucor velutinosus
Lineage: Eukaryota; Fungi; Mucoromycota; Mucoromycetes; Mucorales; Mucoraceae
Exons: 1
Coding region: 1-1104 (367 amino acids)
Source: RefSeq, a predicted model, not a curated record
AUGGCCGAGAACACCCUACCACCUGCUGCCAACGCUAUUCCUCCCGUAGCCGUGCCCAACGUAGCUUCAACCACGACGAUCCCUGCUCAGCCUUCCCCUCUUUCACUGAGUGACCUCAACAUUCACUCCGUCCCCAAUCUCCCUGACUAUCUCAAGGACAUUUACGCCCGCCUCGAUAGUCAAGCAUCCCAAAUCUCUGAGAUGCAAGCUCUCAUCCAGGAGAACAUGGUCCUUCGUUCCUCCUUGGAUCUCACCAAAAAACAAUUAGAGGAUGCUCAGCAACGGAUUCGUCAACUUGAAUCACAGCAAGCUCCGCAGACCUUCCCUGCCCCUGAAUCGACUGCUGCCUCACCUCCUUCAACUACUGUGGCCCAACCUUCUUUUGCCGACGUCGCCAAGAAACAAGCGGACCCUGCUGCCGUCAAACGUCCCAAAGCUAAAACCAUACCUCGAAAGAGGCUUCAACCUCUCAACCUUAAUGUUAACGAUGCCGGUCUUGCUGCUGCUCGUCAAUUUUCGGUCGUGUCACCCAACCAUGGUUACCGAUUUGUCUACAUUCCCAACCGUAGCCCUUCGCCCAUUAGCCAAAUGAGGGAUAACUUCCAUGCUAUGGGCAUCCACAACAAGCGGAUCUUGGAUAUCCAUUUCCCCGACCGUCAUGUUUGUGGCCUUCUCGUCCACAUAGACUACAUCCCAUCCUUGGAAGCCCAAUUGACCAAGUACGAGUUGGCACCUAUCCAGUUCGAUCCCAUGGACACCACCACGUUGCGUGACCCCAAGUAUACCGACUCUGAUCCUACUUUCCUAGCUGCCGAAUGUCGCCGCCUUUUCCUUGCUCGAUUGAAGGUCAUCAUCGGGCGUUUGAAGGAUCCGCACCACCAACUGGCAGUGGCCCGCUUCUUCUGCUUUAAGCAACACUUCAUUCCUGAAGACGAGUAUGCCCAACUAGCUAAGUCCAUCAAACCAACUUAUGUUCCAGCUUACAAGCGUCAACAAACGACUACUACACCCACCGCCGCUGAACAAGACCUCACCAUGGGCGAGGCAAACAUCACUAACACCACCACUAUCCGAGCUGACGAGACUUCAGCCCCCGUGGCCUAA